ACAUUAUUUAGUGAUUUUAAAACAAUUUUAAACAAUGUGUGACUUAUUAAAUGUAAAUCGUGCAGCUGUUUUAAAAUUAUUUAAUAAAUCGGAACAAAGUGUUAAAAAUGAUUUAAAAAUUUUACGUGAAUGGUUAAAACAUCAACCACAUUUACCAGAAAUUGAUGAUGCACGGUUAGAACGUUUAUUAGUACAACGAAAAUUUAGUAUAGAGCGAGCAAAACAAACAAUAGAUGCUCACUUCACAAUACGGGACCAAGCACCCGAAUUAUUUGAGAAUAGAGAUCCAACUAGUGAUGAAUUAAAAAAAUCCUUCCGAAUGAUUUCAUGGAUACCAUUAAAGGAUCAAAAUGACCAGUAUCAACGUCCAUUUAUUGCUAAAAUAUUUGCUGAAGAUCCAAAAGACAUAGAUAGUACUGCACAUAUUAAAUAUAAUUUCAUUAUGCAGGAUAUUAUGUUACAUCAUGAUUAUUCGAAUGGAUCACAUUUAAUUUUUGACCUUAAGGAUCUUAAAUUAGUAUAUAUGACAAUAUUUUCACCAGCAAUAUUAGCCAAAUCACUAAAAGUACAUAUGGAAGCAUAUGGUUUACGAAUCGCCGGAUUACACAUAGUAUUUCCACCUCCAUUCAUUGACGCAGUUCUUGGAGUAAUAAGAUCUCUAUUAAAAGAAAAAUUACUUAAAAGAGUUCAUAUACACAAAGAUCUCGAAUCCUUACAUAAAAUAAUACCAAAGAAAAUUUUACCAAAAGAUUACGGUGGCGAAGCCGAUGAACUUCUAAAAAUACGCGAUGAUUGGGAAAAACACAUCGAAACAUGGCGACCAUGGUUAAUAAAAGAAUCAAAAGUACGUGUCGAUGAAAGUAAACGACCCAAAGAAUCAAAAACACCAAAUCUUUUAGGUUCAAUACACGGUACUUUUAAGAAAUUAGACAUUGACUGAAUGCGAAUAAUUCAUAAAAAUGGUAUGAUCAGGGGAAUAUGGCUAGUCAUAUAAAAUGGUCAUUUAAAAUAUUUUACUGAUCGUCAAAAACUAAUUUCAUGUGUUCACAGUUACCAUAUUCUUGUUUUAACUUAAUUUUAAUUUAAACUGUGAUUAAUAAAAGUUCUAAGUAAGAGUUAAGACGGCAAUUACUACCUCCCACAAGGAAAGUGACACAAUUCGAAAAGUUCUAAGUCUGUGACACUUUUCUUGUAGAGAGAGAAAUAAGCAAUUCAUGACAAUUUAAUUGGACUUUAAAUGCUCAUUUUGAUAGGGUUGGAAUCAAAACUAUUUACUAAUCACCUUCUUGCAUUAGGGUGCUUUUUAAAGCUGACAUAUGCUUGAAAAUCGAUAAUUAAAUUUAAUCGACGAAAACGUUACAAGCGCAAAAUUUCAGUUUCAAAGGUACAUAUCUUAU
Molecule: messenger RNA, 1397 nt
Organism: Chrysoperla carnea
Lineage: Eukaryota; Metazoa; Arthropoda; Insecta; Neuroptera; Chrysopidae
Product: alpha-tocopherol transfer protein-like
Exons: 6
Coding region: 35-940 (301 amino acids)
Cellular component (GO): membrane
Molecular function (GO): phosphatidylinositol bisphosphate binding
Source: RefSeq, a predicted model, not a curated record